AUGUCUCAUACAGCCCCAGGCAGUGAAGAGGCGACCAACGUCCUCCGACUCGGCGAAUUUCAAGACGUCGAUACUCUCACACUAUCCGAAGCUGCACUGGUCAUCAAUGCACUAGUAGCCAAGCGCCGCAACGAUCGCAAGAAUAUCAAUGAGACUGAGAUGUUAACCAAAACCAUCGACUAUCUCGACACGUUCGCCCGUUUUAAGAAGAAGGAGAAUGUCGAGGCCGUCGAACGACUACUUAGCUCUUAUAAACAAUUCCAUAAGUUCGAGCGUGCACAGCUAGGUUCACUUUGCUGUGAGACCGCAGAAGAAGCCAAGUACCUUAUCCCUUCGCUUAACGAAAAGAUCGGCGACGAUGAGCUGCAAGAGAUUCUCAACGAGAUAUAUAAGUUGAUGCCCCCUACAAAUUAA
Hypoxylon trugodes is the source of this 414-nucleotide messenger RNA. Its product is annotated as HRDC-like protein. The record is from RefSeq and is a predicted model, not a curated record. The transcript is spliced from 3 exons. The coding region runs from base 1 to 414 and encodes 137 amino acids. Gene Ontology annotation, molecular function: translation initiation factor binding; nucleotide binding. NCBI's taxonomy places the organism in Eukaryota, Fungi, Ascomycota, Sordariomycetes, Xylariales, Hypoxylaceae. Gene Ontology annotation, biological process: mRNA export from nucleus in response to heat stress; transcription initiation at RNA polymerase II promoter; positive regulation of translational initiation. Gene Ontology annotation, cellular component: RNA polymerase II, core complex; P-body.